UGACUGAAGUUUAUCAUCUCACUACAUCACAUGUGAGACCUAACCAUGUGCAUAUUUAGUAUGUAAAACACCCCCACAGCCGCCCAUCUGAAGUAUUUUCCUUCAGCCAUAUUUUUAUACUCCUUUUUUUUUUAAAUAUGUGAUAAGUUUACAGCGUUAAAAACUAAAUUUUCAUAAAAAUACAUUUUCACUUGAAAGAAAUGCAAUUUAGAUAAAAUAAAAAACCAGGAAACAAAACGUGGUUUACGUAACUAUGUGCAUGUAAAGAGUUAAGAUAUAGUAGUGAGGUUUAGGCUUUGGCAGCCGUAACUAACCGAUAACAAGCGUUGCUCCGCACAGGCGGCUGUCGUAAGAACUUGACCUUCAUACAAUGAUUUCUGUACGCAGUCUUUCCCGAAGUAUUCAGAAUGGAAGCCCUACUGUCCAGGUUGGAAAAUACCAGGCACUUAUUCAGCAAGUUAUCUGCAGAAAAUACUCUGCUGGAGCUGAAAAUGACCUAGUGGUUAUCGGCUCUGGCCCUGGUGGUUAUGUAGCUUCCAUUAAAGCUGCCCAACUUGGUUUGAAGACUGUUUGUGUAGAAAAGAAUGCCACACUAGGGGGUACAUGUCUGAAUGUUGGAUGUAUCCCAUCCAAAGCUCUUCUCAACAACUCUUACCUCUAUCACCAAGCUGUAACAGAUUUUGCAAACCGUGGCAUUGAAUGUUCAGACAUUGCCCUCAAUCUACAGAAAAUGAUGAAGCAAAAGGAAAAUGCAGUGUCCUCCCUGACUGCUGGUAUUGCACAUUUAUUCAAACAAAACAAGGUGACUCGUGUUACGGGACAUGGUACCAUUACAGGAGUCAACGAAGUCACUGUACUGAAAGAUGAUGGGUCACAAGAAAAGAUCUCUGCCAAAAACAUACUCAUAGCCACUGGGUCAGAAGUCACUCCAUUUCCGGGUAUACCGGUGAAUGAAAAAAAUAUAGUGUCUUCAACAGGAGCUUUGUGUUUACAAGAAGUUCCUAAAGAGCUGAUAAUCAUUGGUGCUGGUGUCAUUGGUGUAGAAUUGGGAUCUGUGUGGUCAAGGCUUGGAGCUAAAGUCACACUAGUAGAAUUCAUGGGUCAUAUAGGAGGUCUUGGAAUAGAUAUGGAAAUCUCUAAAAACAUGCAAAGAAUUCUUCAGAAGCAAGGUUUGAAGUUCCGUUUAGGUACCAAGGUGAUGGAUGCUUCAGAAGGAAGUGAUGGCAAGAUUUCAGUAUCACUAGAAGCAGCUAAAGAUGGAAAAACUGACCAGAUGUCUUGUGAUGUUCUUUUGGUCUGUGUUGGACGACGGCCUUAUACCGAGAAGCUGGGCAUAGAAAAUUUUGGCAUUCAGUUAGAUAACCGAGGACGAAUUCCCAUUAACAGCAGAUUCCAAACAUCAGUUCCUAACAUAUAUGCUAUUGGAGAUGUUGUCCAGGGCCCUAUGUUAGCUCAUAAAGCAGAAGAUGAAGGUGUAGUCUGUGUUGAAGGUAUUGCUGGUGGAGCUGUUCAUAUUGACUACAACUGUGUGCCCUCUGUUGUAUACACUCACCCAGAGGUAGCUUGGAUUGGCAAAACAGAAGAGCAACUGAAAGAAGAAGGAGUGAGUUAUGUUGUUGGGAAGUUUCCAUUAAUGGCUAAUAGUCGAGCUAAGACUAACAAUGAUACUGAUGGCCUUGUGAAAGUCCUUGGACACAAAGAGACUGACCGAUUGUUAGGGGCACAUAUAAUUGGCUCUGUUGCUGGUGAGUUGAUUAAUGAAGCAGCUUUAGCUAUGGAAUAUGGAGCUUCUUGUGAAGAUAUUUCUAGAGUCUGUCAUGCCCACCCUACGGUUUCAGAAGCAUUCAGAGAGGCUAAUUUGGCAGCUUCUGCUGGGAAAGCAAUUAACUUCUGAUGAAACACUUCUACUUUGUUUUUUUUUUAAUAGUAUACAGUAGAAACUAUUCAGAUGUUGCUCAGUUCCAGAUUAAAAAGAAUGAGACAUUUUAACAACUAAUCAACCUGAUGACUCCACUCUUGCAAAAAAAAAAAAAAAAAAAAAAAAAUGAAUUUUUACAACUAUUUUCAUUUCACAUGAGUCAUUAGAGCCAGGUCCAUAUUUUCCUCUGGAAUCCUUAACACCUCUGUAUCCAUAAAAAGAUAAUUAAUAAAAUGUUACCAAGUUAUCUUGGUUGUCUAAAGCAAUGCAAUGUUGAGGCUAUAAUAUAUUAUGUAAUAAAUGAAUGAGUUAUACAUUAAAUUAAAUAUGUAUAUAUGUGUGGGAAUGUGCAUUAAUUUAUUAUUUCUUAUGCCUAAAGAUUUUGUAUUGUAUGCCUAUAAAUUUGAGAUAUUUGUAUAGUUGAUAUUAAGGUUCUCUCAUUUUGAAUCUAUUUGUCUACUCAGUUGCCUGACUAAAGUAAGUCAUAACUGGAUAUAUAUAUAUAUAUAUAUAUAUAUAUAUAUAUACCAGUAGAUAUAAAUUUUUUUUUCAAAUAAAAAAGUAUUGCAUUUCCAAAAUCAUCUAACCUACUUAGUCAAGAGAAAACUAUGUAUACUACAAAUUUUCUUUCUCCCUUCCACCAAAAACAUUUCCUAAGGAUUAUAAGUAAUAUUCAAUUAUCAAAUGAAUUGAUUCAGCACAUAGAAGCUAAAUGUUAGUGUACUGAAUGAAAGGAAGGAUAUAAUUUAUUCGUUUAUUUAUUUCUCAUAUGUUUACACCUUAUUGUAAUAUUUAUCAACAGGAAUAAUAAUAAAAAAAAAAAAUUCUUUCAGUUGGUAUCAAAGAAAAGAAAAUUUUUCAGGAAUUCAGAGUUAAAUAUUUUAAGAAAAUCAAUCGAUGAAAAUAUUCUGAUCAAAUUUAAAUAUUUUUCUGACAAGUUCUCAUCUGAGAAACUAGAUAUUCAUGCAUUUUUUAAGUAUUUUAAGUAAACGUCUUCUUGAAUAGUUUUUAAAAAAAAGGUCUAAAAGAAGCAAAAUUUUUCAAUCAAACCAGUGAAGUCAGGGCAAUAAGAGGUAGCAGUGUAUUUGUGAUUAAGGUCCUAGACUACAGACACCAAUGUGAAAUUCAAUCCUACAGCUAUUGGGAUUAAUAUUCAAUACUAAGUUUGUUUCAGUUAAAAAAAAACUGUCUCUUUGCGUCUGACAAAGCUAUGAAAACUAUUCCAAUAAUUAUUGUGCUAAUAGCCAAUCCCUUACUAUAUCCUCCUGAAGUAAACCAAAAUAGGAUUUUCUGGAGUAGUCAACUGUUUAAAUUUUUUUGAGCUAUGCACAUGCAUAAGACAAAUCUGUGAAAAGUCUGAAACAAUUAUCUAAAAAUAAAAAAAUAUUCUAUAUUGUAUCAAACAUCAUUUUAAAAUACAAAUAUUACUAUAUUCGUCAAGUUAGGUCACAUGCCUAGUGAUAGUCUUCUGAUUAUGUAUGAGUAGCCUUCAUGUAGAUAAGAAGGGAGAUAAUUUUGUAAACUUUUAUAACAUUAAAAGCAGCUAGGAAAAUAUAGCACUCAUGUUGGCACAAUGACAGAAAUUUGUUGGGAUGGGGUAUAAUCAAUUGAAUCAAUCUUGUUUCAUGAUAACUUUUUAUUGGCCUUGCAAUGUUGAAAGGUGAAACGUACCUUCACCUAAUUUGAAUUUGGUGGGGAGGGGGCUAAUUACUAUAAAGUAUUUACUCUGCCCUUUCUGUUACUUCACUAACCUUCAGCUGUGAAUCAAUGGAGCAGGUGACUAUUUAAAUAGUUCUUGUCAGUUUUAAGUCAUAGUUUUGUCAGAACUGUCACAAUUUUAAAUGGUAAAACCUUUUCUGUAAUCUAAACUGACUACUGAAAACUUCCUAUGUAAUGCUUGACACUUAUUUAGAUUAAAUAACAAAUUCUUUGUAUUUUUUUCAUGGUUUGUCUUCAUAAGAAAGAACUUCACAAUUUGCUGAAUAGAUUUCAGUCUUAAAUAUUGAAUGAAAAACAUUUUUGAAAAAACCUUUUCUAAUUUGAUGUUCCUCACAAAUGUUUUUUCACCUACCAAAAACAUUUAUAUACUGACUAGUGUAUAAGGAGUAAGACUGUAGCUUUUUAACAGUUGUCAGUUUAAUUUCAAUCACUUGGUUUCCAUGAUGGUAUGAGGCCCUAUUAACAUUAUGACCUUAUACCAUUAUUGGAUAUUUAAGGCAACAAACUACUCAUCAUUUUUUAAAAUGCAUGCUGAGAAAAAGUUAAUCUACUUAUCCCUUUACUAUAUGAGGUACCCCCAGUAGAGACAUUGCAUAGAAGUUGUUAUAAUCAACUAAUGUUUACUGUCUUUAUGACAAUACAACAUCUGGUAUAGUUAAGAACCUAAAAUUAGUCAGGUUGAAUCUGUAUUCACUCAUACUUCGAACUUACUUGUAACAAUUACAUAUCUCAAACAAAUGAAACCAUUCUCUAUCCAGGACAUUCAAUAAAUCAUGAAGAAUCCAACAUUUCCACCUAAAGUCUGGAGCAAUAAAAAUUUGAUCAUUUGUUUAAAUAGGUAA
Messenger RNA from Octopus bimaculoides (California two-spot octopus), 4479 nucleotides. RefSeq names its product dihydrolipoyl dehydrogenase, mitochondrial. Gene Ontology annotation, cellular component: oxoglutarate dehydrogenase complex; mitochondrion. Gene Ontology annotation, molecular function: dihydrolipoyl dehydrogenase (NADH) activity; flavin adenine dinucleotide binding. Gene Ontology annotation, biological process: pyruvate metabolic process; 2-oxoglutarate metabolic process. NCBI's taxonomy places the organism in Eukaryota, Metazoa, Mollusca, Cephalopoda, Octopoda, Octopodidae. The record is from RefSeq and is a predicted model, not a curated record.